This is a messenger RNA of Uranotaenia lowii, 2031 nucleotides long. RefSeq names its product glucose dehydrogenase [FAD, quinone]-like. The coding region runs from base 58 to 1836 and encodes 592 amino acids. The transcript has 2 exons. The record is from RefSeq and is a predicted model, not a curated record. NCBI's taxonomy places the organism in Eukaryota, Metazoa, Arthropoda, Insecta, Diptera, Culicidae. Gene Ontology annotation, molecular function: flavin adenine dinucleotide binding; oxidoreductase activity, acting on CH-OH group of donors.
CGAGUUAACUUCGAACUGCAUAAACGUAUUUCAGUUGAAAAAAAGGUUCUUCCGACCAUGGAUGGCAUUCUUCCGUUAUUGCUGGUUUUGGGAAAUCAAUCAAACUCGGAUUCAGUUCCAGAUGCAUUCAACGGGUUUAGUUCGGAAUAUUUGUACGGCGAUGCUCGCCAAAGGAUUCAAGAUGUUAAGAACUUUCGCUACCAAUACGAUUUUAUCAUAGUUGGAGCCGGAAGUGGCGGUUGUGUUAUGGCAAAUCAGUUAAGUGAAAAUCCAAACUGGAACGUUCUGCUGCUAGAGGCUGGCGUUGAGGAAAAUUUCUUACUCAGCGUUCCUUUAACUGCCCCACUUAAUGCUGCAACAAGUUAUAAUUGGAAUUAUGUGCCAGAAAAAUCAUCACAUAAGGUAUGUGCAGCUCAAUCAGCUAAUUUGUGCUCCUGGCACGCUGGUCGUGGAUUGGGUGGAACAAGUCUGUUGAAUUACAUGAUCUAUACACGGGGUCAUUACCGAGACUACGAUGAGUGGUCCGAUGCUGGAAAUCAUGGUUGGAGCUACGAAGAAGUUCGGCCAUACUUCGAAAAGGGAGAACGUAACUUUAUUCACCCAGUUACGAUCCCAUACGAAACUCCGCUGUAUGAUGAAUUCAAAGAAGCCGUCAAAUUAUUCGGUUACGGCCAAGUAACACCACAGAACAAAACGCAACUAGGGUUUUACAGGCUCCGAUCUACGACUGUGAAAGGUCAGCGGAAUAGUGCCGCCCGAAUUUUUCUUCGGCCAAUAAAGAAUCGGAAGAACUUACAUAUAUCCGUUCGCUCUCAUGUAACAAAACUUUUGAUUGACCCUAAGACUAAACGAGCCUUUGGUGUAGAGUUUGUGAAGGAUGGAGAAUCGUUCUUGGUUCGAACGAAAAAAGAGAUCAUUCUCUCAGCCGGUACGAUUGGUUCCGCAAAGCUUCUUCUGUUGUCCGGUGUAGGACCUCAGGAGCAACUCAAAAAUUGUUUAAUUCCGGUUAUUAAAUCUUUACCUGUUGGUCACAAUCUUCAUGACCACUAUGGUAGUCUAUCUUUGAGAUUUUCUGUAAAACAACGACAACCGGAAAUGUCUAACCAGGCAGCUUUUGAACAGUAUCUCAACGAAGGUUAUGGCCCUUUUACGGUACCAUAUCAAUUCGAAUCGAUUGCGUUUAUGAAAUCUGGCAACUCUCAGCUUCCAGAAGACUUUCCUGAUUUCGAAGCAUUAUUUUUGAACAUACAGUUACAAAAGUCAUCCUCCAAGGCGUUCCAACUUCUCGGACUAGAUCAAGCACUGGACUCAAUUGGGCUUAUCAACAAUCGCAAUCAAAGCACCUUUUUAAUUGCUAUCUUGUAUAUACGUCCUAAAAGUAGAGGACAAAUCUCCCUCAAAUCGAAAGAUCCUUUUGCUCAACCCGAACUGAAACCUGGAUAUUUCGAGCAUCCGGAUGAUGAGGCGAAUUUCUGUGAAUCCAUGAGAACAAUCAUUCGGCUGGGAGAAUCACACCCUUUGGCAAAACUAGGCGCCAAAUUCGAUAGAGCUUAUACACCGAAUUGCGAUAAUUAUCAGCUUGAAAGUGACGCUUUUUGUCAAUGUUUCAUAAGAAACUAUGUUUGGGGAACGUAUCACCUCGGGGGAACUUGUAAGAUGGGUCCCAAGGGCGAUCCAACGGCCGUUGUGAGUCCGGAACUGCUCGUGCAUGGCAUCGAAAAUCUUCGAGUGGUGGAUGGAUCCGUCAUUCCGGCGCCCAUCGCCGGUCAUCCGAACGGAGUUAUUUACAUGAUUGGACAGAAAGCUGGUGAUAUGAUAAGGAAAAAGUGGCAGUGAACUAUUUGUGAGAAGUUUGCAGAAACGUUAUCGAUGUAAUGUGAACCACAGCUGUUUUUAUCAAAAUAAAACUUGAAACAAUGAAAACUUUAUAGAUCAAGAUAAUUUUACUCGAUCUUAUUCAGGACUGGCAUUAACAAGCUUUCUAAUAAAUGGCAUUGUCCUCCCAGCUAAACCACAUUGCAUAUGUUUGAA